AUGAAGCGUGAGAAGAUCACCAAUGGCAGUAAAGUCCCGUCUAUCUCAGGAUCUAUACGUUCCGACCUUGCUCUACCUGGGACUAUGGAGUUAGCUCCAAUCAGGAUUCCUCGUCCUCGAGCCGAAGCUUUCCCACCCAUUAUAGAAGACUAUCCCGCAGGUCGAUACGUUCAGCGGUCAGCAGAACUUUCUGACAUUCCUAGCUUGGACAUUUUCCGAAAACCAAACGUUGAAACCAUUCCAAGCGCUCGACUUAUGGAAACUUCUUCCGCCUUUUCUUUUCCUGCAUACACAGAAGAGAGAUCAGCAGCUAGUGUGAGAAUACGUUCUCAAACAGGACUUGAGAAUGUUCAAAUUUCUACAGAUGCUAUGCCAGCUACGUUACCUCGGAUACGAAAUAAUCCCAUAAUUACAACAGGAAAUCUCAACGUCGACUCAAUGGAGGUGCCUCCAGGGCCUCUAAAGCAGGGAAUAGUCUCAGGAUCUGAUGAUAAACCGGAUGAUAUCAAAGCUCGUGCGAUAUUCAAUAACUUCUCAAUAAGCUAUCAAAGAUUUGUAUUUUCUCUUCUCAAAUUCCCUGCCCUCGUUCUCGUAUUCGUGUCAUUGUGGACAUUGUGGAGCAGAGGGCAAUAUAGUGACAAAACGGAAAAAAUCAGUGAUGAGCAGAAUGCUGCCAUAACUUCACUAUGUACAGGAGGUUUCAUCUUAUCAGCUUAUGUGCUCCUCAUUCAAAAUCAUCAUAAUUGUUAUUCAAAAGCAAAAGCCAUGAUUUAUUUGUAUCAUAUCGUGUCGCUUGGAGCAUUUGCUGGAUCAACGAUUGGUUUGAUUUUUGGGUCAAUAGGCAUUUCGAAAUUGAAAAGUCACAUACCUCCAGGAGAUAGACCAAUCCAUUGUGUUCAUUACAAUCAGUUCAAGAACUGCUUAACAUACCAAGACAAAUUGACAUACGAAUCGAUUAUCAUAGGUACGAAUGCUAUGAUUAUCUUCUUUUCCGUCACAACAAUGCUAUUUGGAGGCUUUGCUCAAUAUCUACUUCCGAAAAAAUUGAAAGAGGAAUACUUAAAGAUUUCGGAGCAUCGAACCUAUACUAACCAAGGACUGAGCUUUUAA
Auanema sp. JU1783 is the source of this 1110-nucleotide messenger RNA. The record is from the annotation of a GenBank genome assembly. Lineage: Eukaryota; Metazoa; Nematoda; Chromadorea; Rhabditida; Rhabditidae.